AUGGUGGGGUUCCUGCGCAAGAAGAAGUCGGACCGCGCGGUGCUCUCGGGCGACACUGUGCUGGACCGCAAGGGCAAAGUGGACAAUGCGAGUCUGCUGGACGGCGACGGCGAGCCGACGGAGGGCACGCUGUACGACAUGAACGGGAAGCGGGUGGGCGGCCACCACAGCCAACGAAAGUCGGACGAGGAGAAGCGACCGAGUCUGGGGGCCACGACGCCCGCUGGCUACCCGCCCGUCAUGGCCACGGGCGUGUACCCCCCGCAACAGCAGCAGCAGCCACCGGGUGUUUACGGCUACACCAACAACAAGGGUCCGCAGCCAUACGCCCAAGCUUCUUCACAGCAAUACGGCCAGCCACACCAGCAAUACGGCCAGCCCAUUCAGCACCACUAUGGACAGCAAGCUCCGCCGCACGCGUAUGGACAAGCUUCGCCCCUCCAACAGCAGCAGUAUGGCCACUCCCCUCAUCAGCAGCAGCAGUACGGCCACUCCCCUCAGCAGCAGCAGCAGUACGGCCAGCAGCAGCAGCAGUACCCGCCCACGACGUUGGGUGGGCAGUACCAGUACCCGGUGCGAUACGGUCAGAUGCCGCCUCCGAUGCCGGCGUCUUCGAAGCGCUCCCGUUUCCGUCUUCCUAGCAUUGGGAAAAAGAACUGA
Messenger RNA from Hyaloperonospora brassicae, 660 nucleotides. The record is from the annotation of a GenBank genome assembly. Lineage: Eukaryota; Oomycota; Peronosporomycetes; Peronosporales; Peronosporaceae.